Molecule: messenger RNA, 1710 nt
Organism: Tarenaya hassleriana
Lineage: Eukaryota; Viridiplantae; Streptophyta; Magnoliopsida; Brassicales; Cleomaceae
Product: oxysterol-binding protein-related protein 3C
Exons: 10
Coding region: 134-1498 (454 amino acids)
Cellular component (GO): cytosol; membrane; intracellular membrane-bounded organelle
Molecular function (GO): sterol binding
Source: RefSeq, a predicted model, not a curated record
CGUAUGUCUUCGUCUCUCCCUGGUCCGAAGCUUCAUUUCCGAAUUCCGAAGGCGAUCGAUCGAGUUUCGUAUCGUAUCCGAAGAUAUUCGAAUUCUGGUUCUUACAGAAGGAGGAAAUUCGGAGAGAUUGAGAAUGGGGAGUCCGAAGAAGAACGAGAGCAAGGGGUUUUUCUCCGCCAUGACUUCCGGCUUCUCCAUGUUCGGCACUGCCAUGUCGAGAUCCGUCAACGGGUUACUUGGUUAUGAAGGGGUUGAAGUCAUAAAUCCAGAGGGUGGCAAGGAAGAUGCUGAAGAGGAAGCUCAGAGAGGAAGGUGGAGGCAGGAAGAACGAGAUAGUUACUGGAAGAUGAUGCAGAAGUAUAUAGGUUCAGAUGUCACGUCCAUGGUGACUCUUCCAGUUAUUAUAUUUGAGCCUAUGACCAUGCUCCAGAAGAUGGCAGAGUUAAUGGAGUAUUCCCACUUGUUGGACCAAGCAGAUGAAUGCGAGGAUCCAUACCUGCGUCUAGUAUAUGCCUCAUCAUGGGCUAUAUCUGUUUACUUUGCCUACCAACGAACUUGGAAGCCCUUCAACCCUAUUCUUGGGGAGACUUAUGAGAUGGUCAACCAUGGCGGAAUCUCAUUUAUUUCUGAGCAGGUUAGUCAUCAUCCCCCGAUGAGUGCUGGUCAUUCUGAAAACGAGCACUUUACUUACGAUUGCACAUCAAAAUUGAAAACCAAAUUUUUGGGUAACUCUGUUGAUGUUUACCCUGUUGGAAGAACACGUGUGGUCCUGAAAAGAGACGGUGUGGUUCUUGAUUUGGUUCCGCCUCCCACCAAAGUUCACAAUUUGAUAUUUGGGCGGACCUUUGUUGACUCACCCGGGGAGAUGAUAAUGACGAAUUUGACAACUGGAGACAAAGUUGUGUUGUACUUCCAGCCAUGUGGUUGGUUCGGUGCUGGACGCUAUGAAGUGGACGGAUAUGUUUACAGUGCAGAUGAAGAGCCUAAAAUAAUGAUGACCGGAAAAUGGAACGAGAAAAUGAGCUACCAACCUUGUGAUAUGGAAGGGGAACCCCUUCCAGGCACGGAACUGAAAGAGGUAUGGCGUGUAGCUGAUGUCCCGAAAAACGACAAGUAUCAAUACACGCAUUUCGCUCACAAGAUAAACAGCUUCGACACCGCUCCAAAGAAACUCUUGGCCUCAGACUCGCGUCUUCGUCCUGACCGAUAUGCUCUUGAGAAGGGCGACCUUUCUAAAGCUGGAACCGAGAAGCACAGUCUGGAAGAGAGGCAGAGAGCGGAGAAGAGAGCACGAGAGGAGAAGGGCCAUCAGUUCACUCCGAGAUGGUUCGAUCCGACGGAUGAAAUCACGGCUACGCCUUGGGGAGAUCUUGAGAUAUACCGAUACAACGGGAAGUACACAGAGCACCGAGCCUUGGCGGACACCUCGGGGGAAGAGGCCAAUGCCAAUUCCGUCGAGUUCAACCCGUGGCAAUACGGUAACGUAUCGGCGGAAUGACGUAGGCUUUUGAUGAUCACAUAGUGUCUCAUCUAUUGAGGAAUGAGUUAUAUGGCAUGGUCAUGGUUUUAACUCUUGCUUUGUUGAAUCUGAUUUAUGUUGUCUUCUUGUAACAUCAAGUGUGUGAUAUUGUGUUUCACAUCUUCUUCGCCUAUGGAACUGAAUAAUCUCAGUCGGAUCUCAGAUGUCGAUUAUGUUUUGUUUUUUCUUUA